Molecule: messenger RNA, 1104 nt
Organism: Sphenostylis stenocarpa
Lineage: Eukaryota; Viridiplantae; Streptophyta; Magnoliopsida; Fabales; Fabaceae
Source: the annotation of a GenBank genome assembly
AUGGCCAGAAGAUCCCUACCGCUCCUCAAGGACCUCCUCUCGCGCUCCUCGCCCAACCGGAUCACCACCCGAUCCGUCACCUACAUGCACCGCCCCGGCGAUGGGACGCCGCGCCCGGUGACUCUGAUCCCGGGCGACGGUAUUGGGCCCAUGGUGACGGGCGCGGUGGAGCAGGUGAUGGAGGCAAUGCACGCGCCGGUGUACUUUGAGAAGUUUAAGGUCCACGGGAACAUGAAGGCGGUGCCGCAGGAGGUGCUGGAAUCGAUACGGAAGAACAAGGUGUGUCUGAAGGGUGGCCUCGUCACCCCCAUGGGCGGUGGCGUCAGCUCCCUCAACGUGCAGCUCCGGAAGGAGCUUGAUCUCUACGCCUCCCUCGUCAACUGCUUCAGCCUUCCUGGCUUGCACACGCGCCACGAUAAAGUCGACAUCAUCGUCAUCAGGGAGAACACCGAAGGCGAGUACUCCGGUCUCGAACACGAGGUCAUUCCCGGCGUCGUCGAAAGCCUUAAGGUAAUAACGAAGUUCUGUUCAGAGCGAAUUGCUAAUUAUGCAUUCGAGUAUGCUUACCUGAACAACAGAAAGACGGUGACUGCUGUGCACAAAGCAAAUAUUAUGAAGCUUGCAGAUGGUUUAUUUUUGGAAUCUUGUAGAGAGGUUGCCACAAAAUACCAGGCAAUCAAGUAUAACGAAAUUAUUGUGGAUAACUGCUGCAUGCAGCUUGUUUCAAAGCCUGAACAGUUUGAUGUGAUGGUGACCCCAAAUCUUUAUGGAAAUCUGAUCGCAAAUACUGCAGCAGGCAUUGCUGGAGGCACUGGAGUCAUGCCAGGAGGUAAUGUUGGAGACGAGCACGCUGUAUUUGAACAAGGUGCUUCAGCAGGAAAUGUUGGCAGUGAACAAAUAUUAGAGCAAAAGAUUGCGAAUCCAGUGGCACUUCUUCUCUCGUCUGCUAUGAUGCUUAGGCAUCUUCAGUUUCCUGCGUUUGCUGACCGUUUGGAAACUGCUGUGCAACAUGUCAUUCUGGAGGGAAAAUACCGAACAAUGGAUCUUGGAGGGACAAGCACCACCCAAGAGGUUGUGGAUGCAGUCAUAAAUGCUUUAGAUUGA